Molecule: messenger RNA, 1662 nt
Organism: Lolium rigidum
Lineage: Eukaryota; Viridiplantae; Streptophyta; Magnoliopsida; Poales; Poaceae
Product: purine-uracil permease NCS1-like
Exons: 1
Coding region: 1-1593 (530 amino acids)
Biological process (GO): transmembrane transport; nucleobase transport
Cellular component (GO): plasma membrane
Molecular function (GO): nucleobase transmembrane transporter activity
Source: RefSeq, a predicted model, not a curated record
AUGCCCGUCUCCUCCAUCGCCAUGUCGACAGCUCUCAUCACCACGCGACAUCGUCCCAGCAACCACCUCGUGUCGCCGCGGCUGCCACUCCUACCCCGCGGCCCACCGGGCGGCCUCGGGACGCCGACGAGGAGGAUCAUGCCCGUCUGUCCCCGGCACGGGUCCGGCGGAUCGGACGACCUCGCACCCACGCCCAAGUCGGACCGCACCAUGACGGCCUUCGACCUGGCCAGCCUCUGGGUGGGCCUCGUCGUCGGCGUGCCGGCGUACUACCUCGCGGGCAGCCUCGUGGACCUCGGCAUGUCGGCGGCCCAGGGCGUCGCCACCGUCGCGCUCGCCAACCUCGUCGUGCUCGCCACGCUCGUGCUCACGGCCGCGCCCGCCGCCACGCACGGCCUGCCGUUCCCGGUGCUCGCGCGGGCCGCCUUCGGGGUCCGCGGCGCGCACGUCCCGGCCGUCGCCCGCGCGCUCAUCGGCUGCGGCUGGUUCGGGAUCGAGUCCUGGAUCGGCGGCCGCGCCAUCUUCCUCCUCCUCCCCGCGCGGCUCAAGGCGUGCGCGCCGCUGCUGGCGCCCGUGCCCGGGCUCGGCGGCGCCUCGGCGCUCGAGAUCGCCUGCCUCCUCGCCUUCACGGCGGCGCAGCUGGCCGUCAUCAUGCGCGGCAUGGACGCCAUCCGCGACCUCGAGAAGUACGCCGCGCCGGUGCUCGUCGCGCUCACCUCCCUGCUGCUCUCCUGGGCCUACGUCUCCGCCGGCGGCUUCGGGACCGUCCUCUCGCUGCCGCCGCGGCUGGCCGGCCACGAGUUCUGGAAGAUCUUCUUCCCGGCGCUCACCGCCAACAUCAGCUUCUGGUCCACGGUGGCCAUCAGCAUCCCGGACUUCGCGCGCUACGCGCGGAGCCAGGCGGACCAGGUGCUCGGCCAGGUCGGGCUGCCCCUCUUCAUGGGCCUCUUCACCUUCGCCGGCCUCGCCAUCACCUCGUCCACCGAGGCCAUCUUCGGCCGCGUCGUCUCUGACCCCAUCGAGCUCCUCGGCCUGAUCGGCGGGCCGGCCACCAAGAUCCUCGCCAUCUUCGGCAUCAGCCUCGCCAUCAUCACCACCAACAUCGCCGCCAACGUCGUCGCGCCCGCCAACACGCUCGUCGCGCUCGCCCCGCGGACCUUCACGUUUUCCACGGGCGCGCUCGUCACGGCCAUGCUCGGCAUCGCCUUCCAGCCGUGGCGGAUGCUCAGCUCCAGCGAGAGCUUCGUCUUCACGUGGCUGCUCGGCAACGCGGCGCUCAUGGGGCCCAUCGGAGGCGUCCUCCUCGCCGACCACUACGUCGUGAGGCGCACCGCGCUGGACGUCGACGCGCUCUACUCCGAGGAAGCAGGCAGCCCCUACUACUUCCAGGGCGGAUUCAAUGCCGCAGCGAUGGUGGCCAUGGCGGCCGGAUUCGCUGCCGUCGUGCCAGGGUUCCUGCACAAGGUAGGGCUGCUGCCGAGCGUGUCCAAGGCGCUCGUCGUGGCCUAUGACAAUGCCUGGUUCGCCAGUUUCUUCGUCGCCGGCGCCGUGUACUGCUUGCUCUGCCGCCGGAGAGAGGCUGCUCCUAUUUGAUGCUAGGGUCGGUUUCAGAAUGACACUACGUACGAACAGCAAUAUUUACUGACAAAAUGAUAAAAUAGA